Rotaria sp. Silwood1 is the source of this 468-nucleotide messenger RNA. The record is from the annotation of a GenBank genome assembly. Lineage: Eukaryota; Metazoa; Rotifera; Eurotatoria; Philodinida; Philodinidae.
AUGACUACAAAUAAAUGCUUAUCACCAAUAAUUACAAAAGAUAUUCUUAAAACAAUAUUUGAUAAUAUAUCUGAAAAUGAAUUAUUUAUUUGUUCACUUUGUGCAUCAAUGUGUACAAAUCAACAAAAACAUCAAUUAGUAUCAACAACAUGUGGUCAUUUAUUUGGAAAAAAUUGUAUUAGAAAACGAUUAAAAGAAACUGGACAAUGUCCAUUAUGUUUUAAACAAUUAGAAACUCGACGAGAUAAACAAUUACGUACAAUGUGUUUAUCAAGUGUUGUUACUAUAUUUCCAUUUGAAAUAUUACGAAUGAGAGAUGAACGUAAACGACUUCGUAAUCGAUUAAAUGAAAUAAAAACACGUCUUGAACGUGCAAAAAUAAAAUUAAAUAUUAAUAAACAACACUUACAAAAAAUUAAUCAGAAAAUACUUAAACAUUGUAAACGUAAUAUAAAGAAUCAUGUUUAA